Mytilinidion resinicola is the source of this 240-nucleotide messenger RNA. RefSeq lists its product as uncharacterized. The annotation marks the transcript as partial. Lineage: Eukaryota; Fungi; Ascomycota; Dothideomycetes; Mytilinidiales; Mytilinidiaceae. The record is from RefSeq and is a predicted model, not a curated record. The transcript has a single exon.
CUUAUUCUAUUAUAUCUCCGGGGCGUUUAUCCAGCGUUAAAUAUCGAACGCGUUCUAAAGGAAGUAUUUAGCGAAGAAACAAGCAUUUUAGAAAUAUCCCACGCGUUAGCUUAUAGAAUUAAGAUAGGCCUGCCUAUAAUCACGUUCUAUAGAACUUUACUAUAUAUCUUUAUAAACUAUAUUAGUGCUAGCACCUGUGCUAAAGAUUAUAGUAAGUCUAAUAAUAAAACGGAAUUUUAG